CGAAGUAAUUAAGGUUAAUGAGGUCAUAGGGCGGGUCUGGAUCUGAUAGGAUUAGUGUCCAUACAGAGAGACACACCAGAGAGCAAGCUUUCUCUCUCUCUUUCCCUUUGCUCUCACCAAGGAGAGGCCAUGUGAGCACACACCAAGAAGGUGGCUCUCUGUAAGCCAGAAAGAGAGUUCUCACCAGAAACUGACCAUAAUGGCACCUUCAUCUCGGACUUCCAGCCUCCAGAACGUCAAGAAAAUAAACAUCUGUGGUUUAAGCCACCCGGUGUGUGGAUUUUUUUAUGGCAGCCUGAGCAGAUAGCAAGUGCAAACCAGGAUACCUUAGGAAUAUAAGCACACUGGAGAUGUGCAUGCCUGGAGUACUUAUGCACAGAAGUGUGCGCAGACACACAGACACACACACACCACUUAUCCCAGUAUUCUUCUUUGUCUCUCUUUUGGGAGAAAAUUCACUUCCAUUCUCAGCAUAUGUAUACAUAAUCCCAGCAAUUAAACAAGUUUCCAGUGUUCUAUAGAUAAAAAUAAUUGAAAGAUGUCCGUUAGUCUCUCCAGGGGAUGAGUGACCACACCCUAAACACUUAAUCCAAUCAAGUGCUUCUAGUUGAUUGGUGGAUACUGUACCUGAUCAAGUGGCUGGAGGGAGCCAUAAAAGGGCUGAGGAGAUGGCCAGCUGUGUCAUUUGGAGACUGUCUCAGGGAGCAAAGUAUCCUUCUGCAACCUGAGGUGCCAGAUGAGAAAUUUUGUGAACGUUGCUUCCAGAGGCAUGGAGCCUGCUUCUCUCCACUCCAGGGAUGAGUCUCAGUUCAAUGUCUUUCCAACACUCAGACCUUCUUGGUCAAGUGCAAGUGGUGCUGAGGCCCACUGGGGACUCUCUCUAAUUGAGAAGCCAUCGCCAUUAUCACAAGAAGUUUGCAACCUGCAGGAUGGUUUUGCCCCUGUGUCGACAGGGCCGGCUCCCGCAAAGAAACGUCUUCUGAGUUGGAAGAGACCUUAUGUGGUUGGCGCUGGGCUUCAGAAUAUGGGGAACACCUGCUAUGUGAAUGCAGCACUGCAGUGUCUGACAUACACACCACCCCUGGCCAGCUAUAUGCUGUCCCAGCAGCACUCGAAAACCUGUCAGAAUCAGAGAUUCUGCACACUGUGUGCAAUGCAAGUUCACAUUACCCGGGCCCUCUACCACCCUGGAGAUGUUAUUCAGCCCCUGCCGGAACUGGUUACUGGCUUCCACAGACGCCGGCAAGAAGACGCUCAUGAAUUUCUGAUGUUCACUCUGGAUGCCAUGCAGCAAGCAUGCUUGAGUGAGUACAAGCAGGUAGACGGUCACUCAGAUAACACCCUAGUCCGUCAAAUAUUUGGAGGGUACUGGAGAUCUCAAAUCCAAUGUCUCCACUGCCAUGGUGUUUCAGACACUUUUGACCCUUACCUGGACGUUACCCUGGAUAUCAAGGCAGCUCUGAGUGUGAACCAAGCCUUGGAACAGUUGGUGAAGCCUGAAAAGCUGGAUGGUGAAAAUUCGUAUCAUUGUAGUAUGUGUCUAAAGAAGGUGCCUGCUUCCAAGACGUUGACUUUGCAUACUUCCUCCAAGGUCCUUAUGCUUUUACUGAAACGGUUCUCAAAUUUCACAGGCAGCAAAAUGCCGAAGGAUGUGCAGUAUCCUGAGUAUCUUGACAUGCAACAAUACAUGUCUCAGCAGAAUUCAGGACCUCUCCUUUAUGUACUCUAUGCCGUGCUGGUCCAUGCUGGGUGGAGUUGUCACAAUGGACACUACUUCUGUUAUAUAAAAGCUGGAAAUGGUCAGUGGUAUAAAAUGGAUGAUGCUAAGGUCACCGCCUGUGACGUUACUUCUGCCCUGAGCCAAUGUGCCUAUGUCCUCUUUUACAUCCAGAAGAGUGAAUUAGAAAGAGACAGUGGGAGUGUGUUUAUAGAUGGGAAACCAAGAUCCCUCGUGGCUGACCACCCAACCAUGGUUGCAGCCAAAUGGGAGCCUGAAAGAGACUCCAGCGUCAGAGUUCCUGAGUCGGAGAAGCACAUGGGAGAUACAUCAGUCAAACAAAUCACCUUAGACCAGUGGAGAUCCCUCCAAGAACACAAGCGACUGAAGCCUGAAUUCAACCUCAGGAGGAUAGAUUCUGCCCUGCCUGCCCAUGCAGUUGUGAUUCAUCGGUCGAAAUACAGAGAUAGGAUGAGGAAGAAUCAACCUGAACAGGAAAACUACCGCCUCAACAAUUCAGCUAGGGGCAGCCCAGCUCAGGGGGCAAUGAACAUGGGCAAAGUCCUUUGUCUCGGAGGGAGAGCCAGAGCUACCAAGAGGAAAAACAAGCAGGGGCAGAGGUCUCUGGAUGCAUUCCAGCAGUCUCGGUACAGGCUUUGAUGAACAUGCCCCACCCCCAACACACAAACACACGCGCUCACUCAGGCAUGUACAGGAAAUAUUGUGUGCUGUAGGUGUGAGUAAUCUAGACAUGUGGAAGGACUGUCUGUCUGGGUGUGCUCAUGGGAUACAGCAUUUGUGUGAACUUGUGAAUACUGACUUUGAGGUGUAGCUGUCCACAGUGAUGUUAUUGGAAAAGGCUGAAUUUAUUACUGGGUCUGAGGGCUUUCCAGUUGUGCUGUAUUUGAAGAGUCAUUUGCUGAUGGGGGGUGGGAUGUUUGAAGUUUUGCAGUGUGGGAUACCUGUAAAUCACUUUGGUGGCUGUCAAAUAGUGAAUUUGGAGUGCAUUUGAGAGACAUGGAGAACGAUGUUUAUUUUACCUCAUAUUUUCCACUAAAUGUACUUGGCAGAUAUUACACAUAUUUUGGGGUUGUCAAAAUAAGCCCAAUGCAGUGUUUUUGGGGGGUAAGGAGCUGGGCAAGCUCCGUAGUUUUGGAGAUGACGCAUUUUUUUGUUUUGGUUUGGUUUUUGUUAUUAUUAUUAUUAUGGGUUAGUGAACAUGAGGCUUUCUGAAUAUAGAUUCUGUGGUUUAUAUGUGUUGGGGGUGUAUGGGGUAAGUGUGUACAUUUGAGGAUGUGGGUGUUUGUGCAUAUUUUCUGGCUUUGGAUAGACUGGGAUUGUGCAUUGGGAGAGAGUUUGUGUUUUAAACAAAUUCAGAGAAGAGCGGAGUGUGUGUUUGUGUUCUGUGUGAAGACAGUAUUUGGAUGCACAGAGUUUUGCGGUUAGAGUGUAGGUAAAUGUUUAUUUGGAAAUUAGGGGCAAAAAUCUUCUGUCUUGAUGGAAGUUUUAUGGAGAUGAAAAUGUCUUAAGGAUAAAAUAAUAUAAAACAAAAUGCUUCAGAAAUAUGUUUUUCCUAUGUUUUUGCUACAUAGUAUUAAUAUCUUUUAAAGUUGUCCUGACUGCCGCCUCUGUCAUCAAAAGUUACCUGCCAGCUUUCUUUAAAUAAAUAUCGAAGUUCACACCAAGGGAUUCCCUCAGACAUGUGUAGGCACAGUCCCUCCAGUGCUUGCAUGGCCAAGGGUGUCCUGGGGAGGAUGCCCUUACCUGUCUGAAGCUCUUAACGUUAAUGUUUACAUGUGGUCUCCAAGGGCCAGGAACAUCUUGGGCUGGCGUUGAUGACCCAGGGAAGGCAUCCUCACCCCACCAGAACCACCAGCAUUCUCUGAGAAUAAUUGAAGACACAGGACCUGUUCUCAUUUUCCUACAAAUGGUGGAGAGAGUGAACAUACAGCAUGGAGGUUCCUCAGAAAUGACUACACACCCAUCCACACAAGUACAAUAUUUUCUGAGUCCUCUGGGAAGUCCACGCACCUCCCCCGCCUGCCUGUGUGUCUCCCUGCUGGUCAGCUGACUGAGUAUGACCCCUCCAGUGGGUAACAUCACACAGAGAAGGCUGAACAGUAUAAAACAUAAAAAUAUUCAAUAAGAGAUGGGCAGCCAGGCUUUAAGGUUAGAAAUAAUGCUGGGACUCCGACUACGUGUGAAAAUGCCUGAACAUGAUGAUCCAGACAUCCCAGUCCUUAUUCUGUGUUCAUAUUAACCAGGACAUUAGCCCAGACGUACUCAUGCCUGCAUUUCCAUUGGAAGAGACGUGUUUAAAAUUAUAAGUGUCAGCCAAGAGGUGAAAGGGUUAAAAAAAAAAAAAAAAGCAACUCAACGCUUCUAUAUGAAUAAAUGGCAAACCACAGUGAAACUGAAUGAACCAGGGCUACAGGUGUCAGCAGGAAGAACUUCAGGGACGAUUAUUUGAUCAAAAGGUAAGGUACAGGAUGAAACAGCAUAUUGAUAAAUGUUCAUGAGUUUACUUGCAGGAAAUACAUAUUGUUAGAAGUAUACGCAUUACCAUUUGAAAAUGGUAAACAACAAAUUACCACAUGUUUUCCAGGAGGUGAUUGGAUCCAAUGUGAUUGGAUCAUGUUGAUUACACCAGAUUACUGUUAAGGAUCACCUGCCCUUAAGAAGAAGCUGGUGAGGAAAUGUCCCCACAGACAGUCCUCAGGCAUCCUGGCAGCUGUGUCACUUCCUGCAGAGUUUGUCAGCGCCCGCCUCUCUGAGAAUCUACUGACACACAGGAGGAGGACAGAAGGACUUCAGGGUGGUGUCCAGUACAAUUUUGGUCCUUGGUUUCCACAUCAAAAAAAUAGCCUAACUGGAGAAAUAGGCAUCUAUGUGGCUUUUGAUGUUGGAGUGGGGAUUCUGUAAGUUGUAAUUAUAUGUCUUAGGAGAGAAACUGAUAAAAUACAUGAGUCAAAUGCAAAUUAUUACGUGAUGUUCAAAUCCCCCUGAGUUGUGUAGAAUGUAAGCAGUUAUGGAAUCUAGUGUUUUGCUGAGGGCAAUCAAAGGCUAAAUAAUUUAUUUUUCAUUCUUCAUUCAAACAUAUACAUUUCACCCUUAUCAGAAACGAUUUUAAAAGUGGAACACUGAGGAUAAAGCAGUGAAUGGAACAGUCCACACCUUCAGCAGUGAGGCCCCCAGGCUGAAAGGGAGACAGCCUUUUUCUAUGUUAAGUUGUAGCUGGAAAUUACUUCCUCUCAGGUCAAAUGUGAUCAUCUGAAUUUUGAAGAGGAAAGCAUACCUUACUCCAGAUUUUUAAAUAUCAUGGCCAGAAGUUAGUGGUAGCAUUCUUGAAUCAUUCUUUAUUUUGAAUGUCUUAAAAACUGUUGUGUUUCUCUUAUCUACUGUAGUCUAUUGUGCUAACCUUCAUGAAGUCUCAAAAACAAGCCAUUCUUGAGUACACAUUGAUCUUCGACAUUUGUAAGUCCUUGUCUUGUCUAGGCAGGGUCCUAUUCUUGGAAAGGGUCAUCAUGGCAGAGGUAGGUAAGUGUCUCCUCAUGUGACACCACUUUGUGAAAAACAGAAAGCAGUUGUUGGUUUGGUUGGUGGUCAUUGAGGCUCUAUCUUCUCCACUUGUAGAGAAGUUGUGUGAGUGACAGCUCUCUCUGUGUUGACUUGACAUAUCUUCCCUUUUCACGUGAAAUGGAACAUCUAAGAAUUAAUACCUGAGCAAGGCUGACUGAAAGCUCCAAGGAGAUAAGUCAGAUGGCAAGUCAAUACAAACAGCAUCAGCAUCACUGACCCUCACAGGGGAGAAUGUGAUGAAGGACAGAGGGGACCUGUGGGACAGAGGGCUCUGCACAGGAGGAGGAAGAUACUAGAGUAAGUGGAGGCUUGAAUCUCUCAGGAUGAGCGGGAUCCACAGACUCCAGAAAGUGGUAUGUGCCUGGGAUGUUCUGCACGGGUAACUCAGUUUUACCAGCGCAUACAAUUAGCACGGCUUUGGAUCCCAUCAGCAGGCAGAUUGCUCAUUUAGAGUCUCCGAGGAGUGGCCUCACUUCCUAUUAUGUCUACUCUGGUGUUUAUCAGAUCUUGAAAUAUAUCUCAUUACUCUCUAAUCCUUCCUCCUAGUGUCCCUCUCUAACAUUUUCUGUGUCAGGGCCAUGCUGUCUUAAAUAUCCUAGCACCUAGUGGGCCACAUGCCUAUGUCCUCUCUUCAAAACCAAUAUUCAAAUCGCAAAAUAUGUCCUUAAAUUGCCUUUGAAAGCCGGCUGUGAUUUCUGCUGAUUUACUGAUCCUGUUGUCUUCCACCCACAGGUGCAAUGCAAGGACUGCAGAGCCUUUGGGAACACCACAGGAAGCCUGAGCUGCCCCAUGAAGUGGUAAGAUGGGGCUCUGUGUCCUUAGCCCUUGGGCCAAAUAAAGAGAGGAACUUGGAACCAAAGAGCCCUGGAAGCUCUGGAACUCAGGAUCCUCUAACAAGACUGAAAGAGAGAAGAAACAAAGAUGAAAGAAAGUGUGGAAGGUUGUAACCAAUCCUAGGUCAUUGUACCCUAAAGAUACUUUAUUUAGGCACCUCCCCACCAUGUGUACAGCCAUCUCCAGUAAAGGACCUCCACCCAGGAGGGAAAGAGACAAGAACCCCAUAUCCUUCAGGGGUCCGAACCAGGGAGAAGCUCAUUCCACUCUUUAAGAAACACUAAGAGGGAGAGAGAAGGGUACAAGUGGGACCUUUGCACAUCACAGACACAAAAACAAUAGCCUAAAUUAAUGGGGAAAACUGGCCAACUAUCUGCAGUUGAUCGAUGGGUCUGAGAUGAGGGACAGGGCAGUCCUAGCAGAGUUCACAAGACUUCAGUACUUGCCUCACCCUAAAACACUGAAGAAGACUGGACCCCAAGAAUUUUUAUUCCUGUUGUGGACAGGACAAAAAGAAUAGGCGAGAAUUGCAGCUGAGCUAGGCUUGUAACUUAGGAAUAUCCAAGGAGACUCCAAGGGAUAAAGCAAUAAAAUUGGAUGGAAUUGAUAGAACGUGGUGGCCAUCUGAGAGUGAGGCUCCAUUUCCCUUCUAAAUACCCUGGAAUUCCUGGUACACCUGCUCUUUUUCUCUUCUGGGUAACCUUGAAUUGCUUCACUCCCAGGCUUCUUCUGGGUGAUAAACUCCUUAAAAUUCCAUUCUCUCCAAUGAGACUCCAGUUUACUGGUGUAUCCUCAGUUGUCACCUUUCCUUCAAUCUUUCUUUGUCUAUGGUUACUUGUAUGGUUGUGAACACCAUGCUAGAGGGGGCAUAUGCAAAUGAUAAAUUAGAUGCCUCCAAAAACUAGAAUCCUAUAUGCAAGAAUAUCUUUUAAGUUGCAAUAAAUAGUCCCAAAUAGUCCAUCACACACAUUAAAAACAGCAUUAGCUCUGACAUUCCCAGACAGAAACAGCUUGUUUUGACUUGAUUAACAAGACAUAAUAUUUAAAAUGCUUACUUUUAGUAUGACAAAAUUAUAACAGGUUCAUAUUAUGAUUUAUUUUCUCCUCAACAUAACCGGGUUGAAUUUCUUUUCAUACUAAAAUGACCACUUGUAAUAAUUUUGCUGCUAAAUUUAUUUUUACCUGCUCUGCAGCUUUUAGUUUAGUUGACUUCCAUGUUCCAUUUAUUGAGAGGCAAUCCUAAUAUAUACUUUAGGAGCGGUGUCUUCUCUUACAGCAUCCUAGCAGACCAAUGCCCCUCCAAAUUCCAAGAGGAAAUCUGUCUUAGAUCCUGUUCUCACAGGUCAGCCAACUCUCAAGAAAAGUGCCAUGAGAUGCCCUUCUGUGUCUCCUAUCAAAAAACUUCAACUAAACUUCUUUUUGCCUACUGGAUAAGAUAGUCAAGGAGUGGAUACCACAGAUUCCCUCCAGCCUACAUUCUGGUACUUUGGUCAGGACUUUACCCUCCUUGUUAAGCUCACAGACAAAGUGCCUAAUGUUGGCUCCCAUGAUGCUCCCCAGGCUGCCACCAAAGUACUUGGCCAUGGCCCUGCCCUAAAUCCACAGGUUCAAGCCAAGUAUCCUAUUGUGAAAUCAAAGCCAAACUUACAACCUGCCACACCUAUAUUUGGCCAGGAAUCCAAACUCUGCAUCUUGGUAACAGACAAGAGAACUGCCUGGAUCUCCUUGCAAGAUUGCCCCUGUCAGACCUCCAGGAAAGAACUCACAAACACACAGCAUACUAUAACAAACCUGUAACCACACAGUAGUUGCUGAAUAAAGUUUGUUUAAUGUAAAAACAUAUCCUGUUUUCUGAAACUUGCCCUGCUCAGACUCUGUUUCUUCCUCUAUUCUUCUCUCAUUUACCUGAAGUUAAGCAAAUAAUGGAACCUUUGGGGGAGACCAUGGGUGAUCUUC
Equus caballus (horse) is the source of this 8086-nucleotide messenger RNA. NCBI's taxonomy places the organism in Eukaryota, Metazoa, Chordata, Mammalia, Perissodactyla, Equidae. The record is from RefSeq and is a predicted model, not a curated record.